AUGACCAAGGCUUUUAGUGCUCCAGGGAAGGCACUUCUUGCGGGAGGGUACUUGGUACUAGACCCUCAAUACGAUGCUUACGUUGUUGCGCUUUCAUCGCGAAUGUAUGCUGUUAUUGAUUCCAACGGUGAAAAUUUACAUUUGACUAAUUCCAAAGUGAUAAUUACGUCUCCACAAUUCCAAAAUGGUGAAUGGGAAUACCAUUUCGAGAAAUCUGCUGAUUACAAGCACCCAAUGGAAACAAAAAAGAAUGGGAACCCAUUUUUGGAAGCGACACUAGCGACAAUCUUAUCGUAUACGCAACCAAACAGUCAUUUCGACUUGAAAAUCACGAUAUUCUCUGACCCGGGAUACCACUCGCAAACAAACACAUCAGAAAAACAUUCAGUUAAUGGGAAAAAAACAUUUUUGUACCAUAGUCAAGAGAUAAACAAAGUACCGAAAACAGGGCUUGGAUCAUCUGCUGGGUUGGUCACCGUGGUCACGACUGCAUUGAUGUCGUAUUUCCAGCCUGGAAGCGAGGAUUCGUUAGAUUUGAUACACAAUUUAGCCCAAGUUGCUCAUUGUAAGGCCCAGAAUAAGAUUGGAUCCGGCUUCGAUGUCGCCGCUGCAGUGUAUGGAUCAAUCAUAUAUCGAAGAUUUCAGCCACUGGUUGUUACUGAUAUUUUGGACAAACUCUAUGCAGACCCGCAUGCGGCAAAACUUGCCAUUGAUGGCGACUGGGAGUUCAAACAUGCCAAAUGCGCGUUGCCUCCAAGUAUAAGAUUGAUGAUGGGCGACAUUCAAGGUGGUUCAGAAACUCCCAAGAUGGUGUCAAAGGUUCUCCAAUGGAGAUCAGAGUGUCCCGAAAGAGCAAAAAAAGUUUACAAACUGUUGAAUGAUGCAAAUGUUGGAUUCACAAAUGUAAUUGGAAGCUUGAGUCAAGAUAGUAUGAACAUUACAAAAGAUCAGCGACGUGCAAUCAGUGAAGCAAUUCAAAGGAUCCGCCAAGGCUUGAAAGAAUUAACUGCUGGAGCAGAUGUGCCCGUAGAGCCACCUAUACAGACAACAUUGCUCGAUAAUGUCAGCCAAAUUAAUGGUUGCCUUGGAGGUGUUGUUCCAGGAGCAGGAGGCUACGACGCUGUGGCAGUUUUAGUUUUGGCCGAAUAUAUGGACACGAUAAAGGAAUCAACAAAAACUUCACCAGAAUUGUAUAAUUUUGUACAAUGGGUAGACCUUCACGAGGAGGCAGAGGGGUUGAGAAAAGAGGAUAUCUCUGACUUCAAUGGCUUAAUUUAG
Lodderomyces elongisporus is the source of this 1278-nucleotide messenger RNA. It is a transcript of the gene ERG8, whose product is annotated as phosphomevalonate kinase. Gene Ontology annotation, biological process: ergosterol biosynthetic process; isopentenyl diphosphate biosynthetic process, mevalonate pathway. Gene Ontology annotation, cellular component: peroxisome. The coding region runs from base 1 to 1278 and encodes 425 amino acids. Gene Ontology annotation, molecular function: phosphomevalonate kinase activity; ATP binding. The transcript has a single exon. Lineage: Eukaryota; Fungi; Ascomycota; Pichiomycetes; Serinales; Debaryomycetaceae. The record is from RefSeq and is a predicted model, not a curated record.